Messenger RNA from Malania oleifera, 696 nucleotides. RefSeq names its product cyclin-dependent protein kinase inhibitor SMR1-like. The transcript has a single exon. Gene Ontology annotation, biological process: regulation of DNA endoreduplication. The record is from RefSeq and is a predicted model, not a curated record. The coding region runs from base 1 to 417 and encodes 138 amino acids. NCBI's taxonomy places the organism in Eukaryota, Viridiplantae, Streptophyta, Magnoliopsida, Santalales, Ximeniaceae.
AUGGAUCUCCAAUUGCACCUUGAACUCCCCACUCUCCGACUGCCGCCCAUUCGGGUCCGCACGCCGAAAUCUUCUGACACCCCCGGCGACGCCGGCUGCCCUAUUGAUAGCAACAGUCAAUCUGCAGAUUCCGACGCCACCGGCGACAACAGCUGCGUAAUCAAUACCAAUCUUCAAUCUGCGGAGGAUUGUGGCGAAUCGUCGUGCCGAACCCCAACUUCCGUGGAACAUAAGAUUCCGGCGAUCCUGACCUGUCCGCCGGCCCCGCGGAAGCAGAAGACGGUGCUCUCGUGCAAGAGGAGAUUGUCGUGGGAGCUGGAAUUCCACCAGAUCGUGCCGGCAGAAGAGCUGGAGGACUUCUUCCGGUCGAGCUUCGAGGCUGUCGCCGGCGCUAAGAGACGGUGUGCCUGUAUUUGAAUUCGACGGCGUUUAAUUUGCUUGUCCACGCUUCAAUCUCCCCCAAUUUGAUUUUUUUUAGGAAUAUAGCAUUUAAAUUAAGACUUCCUCAAUUGAGGUUGGCAAAUUCGUCAGAAGUGUAUGUUAUCUCCGUAUCCACGAUUGUAGCUAGUUUGGUUCAGAUGCGGGUGAAUUACCAUGUCCAGAACUCCGGACAAUUUGGAUCUGCAGCAUAAACACAUAAUUCAUAUAUAUAUAUCAAUAGAUUCCAAUUGGUGUUGAACAUGAAAUUUGAUCAAA